Molecule: messenger RNA, 729 nt
Organism: Eucalyptus grandis
Lineage: Eukaryota; Viridiplantae; Streptophyta; Magnoliopsida; Myrtales; Myrtaceae
Product: triose phosphate/phosphate translocator, non-green plastid, chloroplastic
Exons: 6
Coding region: 96-566 (156 amino acids)
Cellular component (GO): Golgi apparatus
Molecular function (GO): antiporter activity
Source: RefSeq, a predicted model, not a curated record
CAUCGGUCGAAGAGUCAUAGUUUAGGUCUUUUAUUUUUGUUCGGUGCGCAUGACUUUGGCUUUUAUGGUUUCUAAGGGCUGGGUUUUGGAGCGCAAUGGCCUCGAAUCUGAGUAAUCAAUCUCGUGAUGUGCUCAGCAAGAAUGUCAUGGUCAAUAAGGAGGAAUCCUUGGACAAUAUAACUCUCUUUUCGAUUAUAACCGUGAUGUCAUUUGUUUUAUUAUUCCCUGUGACUUUUUUCACGGAAGGUCUCAAGUUCACUCCUGCAUCCCUACAAGCCGCAGCGCAACAGGGAUUAAAUGUCCAGCAGGUAUUAACCAGGUCCUUCCUUGCAGCGUUGUGCUUCCAUGCAUACCAGCAGGUCUCUUACAUGAUACUACAGAGGGUAUCGCCAGUGACCCACUCCGUAGGAAACUGCGUGAAGCGUGUUGUGGUCAUUGUCAGCUUAGUUCUCUUCUUCCGAACUCCAGUUUCACCCAUAAAUUCCCUAGGUACGGGAGUGGCCCUUGCUGGAGUCUUUCUGUACUCGCGCGUGAAGCGCAUUAAGACCAAGCCAAAGACUGCUUGAAGGACCACCAAUGAUGCUCCGAAAGAACGAAACAGUAUCGGUAGUGGCAGGGUCCUAUGGAUACAUUGCGCCUGAGUACGGAUACACCAUGAAGGUUGACGAAAAGAUAGACAUAUACAGCUUCCGUGUCGUAGUGUUGGAGCUCAUCGCAGGCAAAAGGCCU